This is a messenger RNA of Striga hermonthica, 218 nucleotides long. NCBI's taxonomy places the organism in Eukaryota, Viridiplantae, Streptophyta, Magnoliopsida, Lamiales, Orobanchaceae. The record is from the annotation of a GenBank genome assembly.
CUACCCUACCUUAGCUCAUGUGGUUACAGAACUCGCUGACUACUUCAAAAUCCCCGCAUCUACGGAAGAGGGAAUUGGUGCUGCGGUCAUUGGGUAUGAAGAGCUUCGGGCCGGAGGUUUUCUGAACAAAGGGCUCAAGGUCACACACUUUUCCGAGCGUAAAUGCUACGAGGUAUACUUACGGGAAGAGGAGUUGAAGAGAAUGGCUCGAGGAGAGG